This is a messenger RNA of Anthostomella pinea, 633 nucleotides long. The record is from the annotation of a GenBank genome assembly. Lineage: Eukaryota; Fungi; Ascomycota; Sordariomycetes; Xylariales; Xylariaceae.
AUGUCGUCAGUCCUGGCAACGGGGACAAGUUCCUUCGGGGAGCUUAGCAAGGGCUUCAUGGCGACUGCCAGAGCAGCGCUGCCCCUUCACGCCUCAGCCUGGGACGCCGUGAUGGAGCCCGUACAGAAGUUGCUCGAAACGAGCGACAGAGACCAUCAAGAGAUGCUCUCAAAGCUCUGGCUCCAGCAUACAUAUUCCCAGCUGAACGUGAUCUGCGUAACGAGUGCGCUUAUGGGGGGCGUGAUCGCCACGUCCUUUACCUGGCCGCUGCUCGAGCAGGUGAGCCAGGGAGACCAGAAAGUGAUCCUCGGCGUUUGGUACAGCGCUCUGCUUCUGGCCCUGGGCGCAAUCGCCACGGCUACCCAGCAGGCCGUCAGGAUCGCUCGGCUGAACACCUACCCAGACAGUGGGCAGAGGAUGCGGGACAUGCUGGGCACGCUACAAGGGACGCAAUGGCGGACGCGGAAACUGCAGCUCUUCGUGUGGCAGACGCCGGUGAUGCUGCAGAACGGGAGCAUCUACAUGUUUAUCGCGCGCCUCGUGGUGCUCAUCUGGAAGGCUGUGGCCGAUGAUUGUCGGUCGAGCAACUCAAGAUAUGUCGGAAAGGGAGGAACGACGAGGGCUAGACGCUAA